Messenger RNA from Camelina sativa (false flax), 474 nucleotides. NCBI's taxonomy places the organism in Eukaryota, Viridiplantae, Streptophyta, Magnoliopsida, Brassicales, Brassicaceae. The record is from RefSeq and is a predicted model, not a curated record.
AAGAGCUUGUAACCAACCAAAGUCAAACACUUAGAGCUAUUCAAAAUGGUGAAGAUUGAGAUUGGAAGUUUGGGUGAUUCCUUUAGUGUGACAUCUCUUAAGGCUUACUUAUCUGAAUUUAUCGCAACUCUUCUCUUCGUGUUUGCUGGCGUUGGCUCUGCUAUUGCUUUUGGGAAGCUCACAUCCGAUGCAGCCUUGGACCCGGCUGGUCUUGUCGCUAUCGCGGUGGCUCACGCCUUUGCCCUUUUCGUCGGUGUGUCAAUAGCCGCCAACAUCUCUGGCGGUCACCUUAAUCCCGCCGUGACCCUUGGCCUUGCCGUCGGCGGAAACAUCACAGUCAUCACCGGUUUCUUCUACUGGAUUGCUCAAUGCCUUGGCUCCACCGUCGCUUGUCUCCUCCUUGCUUUCGUUACCAAUGGCGAGGUACCCAAAAACAUUCGUAUUUGCGUCUAUAGUAUUAAAAUCUUGAGUUAG